Messenger RNA from Salarias fasciatus (jewelled blenny), 674 nucleotides. RefSeq names its product glucagon family neuropeptides-like. NCBI's taxonomy places the organism in Eukaryota, Metazoa, Chordata, Actinopteri, Blenniiformes, Blenniidae. The transcript is spliced from 5 exons. Gene Ontology annotation, cellular component: perikaryon; neuron projection; extracellular region. Gene Ontology annotation, biological process: neuron projection development; positive regulation of ERK1 and ERK2 cascade; neuropeptide signaling pathway. Gene Ontology annotation, molecular function: neuropeptide hormone activity; peptide hormone receptor binding; pituitary adenylate cyclase activating polypeptide activity. Bases 129 to 656 code for a protein of 175 amino acids. The record is from RefSeq and is a predicted model, not a curated record.
GAGGCGCUUCACAGAGGGAGGGAAGUGCCGUGAGAGACACCCUCUUCUGAAACACUCACACUCAAGCCGGCAGCCGCGCCCGGAUCACCCGCUGCCCUGCGCUCAGUGCCCCGCUCUCCCGUGAUAGCAUGGCCAGUUCGAGCAAAGCCACUUUAAUUUUGCUCAUCUACGGAAUCUUAAUGCACUACAGCGUCUUCUGCACACCUAUCGGACUAAGUUACCCUAAGAUUAGACUGGAUAACGAUGUGUUCGAUGAGGAGGGCAACUCGUUACCCGACAUGGGCUUUGACGGCGAGCAGCUCGCCCUCCGAAGCCCCCAGUCGUUAAACGACGACCCCUACACGGUGUUCUACCCCCCGGAGCAGAGAGCAGAAAGGCAUGCUGAGGAAGAAUUAGAUAGAGCCUUGAGGGAGAUCCUGGGUCAGUUAACUGCGAGACAUUAUCUGCAUUCUCUGAUGACAAUUCGUGCAGGUGAAGACAGCAGCGUGGAGGAGGAGUCAGAGCCGCUGUCCAAGAGACACUCGGACGGGAUCUUCACCGACAGCUACAGCCGCUACCGGAAGCAGAUGGCGGUGCAGAAGUACCUGGCGGCGGUGCUGGGGAGAAGGUACAGACAGAGAGUCCGGAACAAAGGACGCCGGCUCGCCUACUUGUAGCUCCGGAGGCCGGAGGCC